AUGGUCGCAAUAUCAGAAGUCCGCAGUCACAACGCAUCGCUCAAGUCUGUCCUACCCAACCCUGUUGCCGUCUUUGUCGGAGGCACAAGCGGAAUUGGCCUCUUCACAGCACGCGAGCUAGUCCGUCACACGGUCUCGCCGACCGUCUACCUCAUUGGGCGCAAUGCCACCGAAGCAAGCAAGAUUGUGGACGAGCUCCGCGAGAUCAACUCGGCGUCAAAAGUAAGCUUUAUCCAAAAGGACGUUUCGCUGUUGAAGAACGUGGACGAGGUAUGCAAUGAGAUCAAGAGCAAGGAAAAGCACGUCAACAUACUCUUUAUGACGUGCGGAUAUCUUACCCUCAAGGGCCGCGACGAGACAGUCGAGGGACUGGAUCGCAAGUUUUCGUUGCACUACUAUGCACGCAUGAGAUUCAUCCAACAGCUGAGCCCAUUGAUGGAUGCAGCAGCAGCAUCAACCGAGCUUUCGCGCGUAGUUGCAGUCUUGGAUCCGCAGGCUGGCCUGCGACUGAAAGGAGUCAACUUCUCGGACCUUUCGCUCAAGAACACGUUUAGCCUGAAGAAUGUCAUGAUUCAUGCGAGCGCGAUGCUUUCUUUGUCCGCAGCCCAGCUGGCUAAGCAGCACCCCGAGACGACGUACAUCCACGCCUACCCAUCGGGGGUUGAGACGGGGGUAACGCGUCAAGUUUUUGGGCCGCUCAAUGGAGUAGCCAAGUUUGUGCUCUCCAAGCUGGGCCGGCUGAUGUUUGUUCCCCAGGGGGAAAGUGGGGAGCGGCAUCUGUUUGCUGCCACCUCGCCUAUCUACGCUCCACGUGUGGCUGCAGAGACGACGAGUAUGGUGGGUAGCGAUGGUGUUGUGGGCAGCGGGAGCUACCUUCUCAACUGGAAUGGCGAGAUAUUGGCAGACACGGACAAUGCGAGAAAGCUUCGAGACGACGGCGGGGUGGACAAGGUUUGGCAGCAUACUGAGGAAGUGCUCAAGUCGAUUGAAGAGCGAGGCAGCUAUUCACCUUAA
This is a messenger RNA of Bipolaris zeicola 26-R-13, 1014 nucleotides long. RefSeq lists its product as uncharacterized. The transcript has a single exon. Lineage: Eukaryota; Fungi; Ascomycota; Dothideomycetes; Pleosporales; Pleosporaceae. The record is from RefSeq and is a predicted model, not a curated record. The coding region runs from base 1 to 1014 and encodes 337 amino acids. Gene Ontology annotation, biological process: secondary metabolic process.